AUGUCCUACUUCUUCUCGACGCCGCUCGAUAUCGAUAUUGUCCUCGAUGACACGGACGACAGGCAAGUCAUUGACCUCAAGCUCGAGAAGAACAGGAGAGAAAAGGCCCCACUGUACAUGGACGGCGAGUCUGUGAAGGGAGGAGUGACGAUACGUCCAAAGGAUGGCAAAAGGUUGGAGCACACGGGAAUCAAAGUGCAAUUCAUUGGCACAAUUGAAAUGUUCUUCGACCGAGGUACCCACCACGAAUUUCUCACGCUCAAUCAAGAGCUCGCAGCACCGGGCGAUCUGCAACAUCCCCAAACUUACCCGUUCAACUUCAAGAACGUCGAGAAGCAGUACGAAUCCUAUAUCGGCAUCAACUGCAGGCUUCGCUACUUCAUCCGCUGCACCGUCUCCCGACGGAUGGCGGACGUGAUACGUGAGAAAGACAUAUGGGUGUACAGCUAUCGCAUUCCUCCGGAGACCAACUCUAGUAUCAAGAUGGAUGUAGGUAUUGAGGACUGCCUUCAUAUAGAGUUCGAAUAUUCGAAGAGCAAGUAUCAUUUGAAAGAUGUGAUCGUUGGAAGAAUUUACUUCCUGCUCGUGAGAUUGAAGAUCAAGCACAUGGAACUCAGUAUCAUCAGGAGAGAGACGACUGGUGUGAGCCCCAAUCAGUACAACGAGAGUGAGACGCUCGUGCGAUUUGAGAUUAUGGAUGGGAGCCCGAGUCGAGGCGAAACCAUACCCAUAAGGCUCUUCUUGGGCGGAUUCGACCUGACGCCUACAUUCAGAGAAGUGAACAAAAAGUUCUCAACACGCUAUUACCUAUCGCUAGUUCUAAUAGAUGAAGAUGCACGUCGUUACUUUAAGCAGUCAGAGAUCGUCCUCUAUCGGCAAGCUCCUGAAAUCCUCGCCGAGCAAGCUGAACUUGCGAAACAGCAACCGAGCGUGCAGAUUGCAGCGCAGGCGCCGCCCCCGCAGCAAACCCAGCAGCAAAGGGAGCAACAACGCGAACAAAGAGCAGUGAUUGCAGCGGCUUAG
Bacidia gigantensis is the source of this 1023-nucleotide messenger RNA. It is a transcript of the gene VPS26, whose product is annotated as Vacuolar protein sorting-associated protein 26. The transcript has 4 exons. NCBI's taxonomy places the organism in Eukaryota, Fungi, Ascomycota, Lecanoromycetes, Lecanorales, Ramalinaceae. Gene Ontology annotation, cellular component: endosome; retromer complex. Bases 1 to 1023 code for a protein of 340 amino acids. Gene Ontology annotation, biological process: intracellular protein transport; retrograde transport, endosome to Golgi. The record is from RefSeq and is a predicted model, not a curated record.